CCUGUGCGUGACGCACAACAACCUGUCAUCACUUCCGGGUUCUGUCGUCAGGCCAGGUCAGCCUGUGGAUCCCAGAACUUCACAACAACUCCCAGUCUGUCCUCACUAUAAUCACGGAUUUCGCAUUUUCAUUUAACCGUCAUCUCGCGGAGGUUCCGCUAACAGUCUUUUCCCCCUAAAUGGCCUGCUCUGAUGCCGAAUGCGACCUGGAGACGGUUCCUCUCAUCGCGCUGAACGUGACGGUGAGGAAGAAGCUGGCACUCUACCUGAACCCCAGGAACACCGUGGCCGCGGACUGGAUGGCUGUGGCCGAGGAGAUGGGCUUCACGUACCUGGAGAUCGUGAACUACAAAACGACCAAAAACCCCACCGACGCGAUUCUGGACAAUUGGCAGGCUCGCAACAAAGACGCGACCGUGGGGAAGUUGCUGUCAAUCCUGAUGAAGCUGGAAAGAAACGACGUUUUGGAGGAUCUUCGCCCUCAGAUUGAUGAGAAUGUCAGGAGAUACCGCGAGAAGGCAGCUGAACCCCCAGUGCAGGUUCCAGUGGUGGACAGCUGUGUCCAACCCACUUCUGAGAAGAGUGGUAUCACCCUGAGGGACAACCCCGAGGGUGCUCCCGAGCUGUUUGACGCCUUCAUCUGCUACUGCCAGAGUGACUUUAAUUUCGUCUAUGAAAUGAUCCACCAGCUCGAACAAACAGAACACAGACUGAAACUGUGCGUGUUCGACAGAGAUGUCCUCCCUGGCUCCUGUGUGUGGACCAUCACGAGUGAACUCAUUGAGAAGAGGUGUAGGAAGAUGGUUGUGGUGAUUUCUGAUGAAUAUCUUGACAGUGAUGCCUGUGACUUUCAGACUAAGUUUGCUCUCAGCCUCAAUCCUGGAGCCCAACAGAGACGACUUAUCCCAGUGGUUUAUAAGUCAAUGAAAAGGACAUUCCCCAGCAUCCUGCGCUACCUCACGUUGUGUGACUACACCAGGCCUUGCACACAGACCUGGUUCUGGGUGCGGCUGGCCAAAGCACUUUCCCUCCCAUAAUUGUGGACCAAACAGCGAAAAUGGGUUUUUUAUUCCACUUAAGAGAUGAUGUCAUCAAACAUUUCAAGUUCAAGAAUGUGCCUGUGAUUUCUCUUGUCCUGCUGGCAUUUUAACCCUAUUUUAAAUACUGUAUAUUUCUGUAUAUGACACCAAGAUGGAGCCAAAAUAUCAGCAAAGUUCUCUAAAAACACAAAGCCAUUAUUGUGUUAAAACAGAUUGUGCCACUAUUUUGGAUUAAUGCGAAUUGUAGAAGAGAAGAGAAUUUACCACUUGUACUGUAUAUUUCACUGACAACAUUCAUGCUUCCUUUGAAGAUGACACCAAGAUUGCAGGAGGAGCCAAAAUAUCAGCAAAGUUCUCUGAAAACACAAAGCCAUUAUUGUGUUAAUACAGAUUGUGCCACUAUUUUGGAUUAAUGUGAGUUGUAGAAGAGAAGAGAAUUUGUUUGGACCAAACACGCUGUAAAUGCUCUCCCUCUUUCUCUCCCCCUCCUUUUGUCCGGGCUACUUCCUCCCUUAAGUCAACUUUCAGACAAGAUUGAAGCACAAAGAGGAAGCCAUACUGUGAUUGUGAUACGUCCACGUGUUAAGUGUUACUGACUCCUGCUGCCUUUCUUCCUUACUUUCUCUUUUACCAUGAUGCCUUCACCUUUGACUUGUAUUUUUUAGAACAGUGUUUCGAACAGUCUCAGAAAAGGAAAAUAUAAUGUAUGUAAUUCGUAUGAAUAUUUUUUCACAAUAAAUAUAAUGCAUUUUGCAACAA
Messenger RNA from Solea solea (common sole), 1799 nucleotides. It is a transcript of the gene myd88, whose product is annotated as MYD88 innate immune signal transduction adaptor. Bases 180 to 1037 code for a protein of 285 amino acids. The transcript is spliced from 5 exons. Gene Ontology annotation, biological process: MyD88-dependent toll-like receptor signaling pathway; positive regulation of canonical NF-kappaB signal transduction; Toll signaling pathway. NCBI's taxonomy places the organism in Eukaryota, Metazoa, Chordata, Actinopteri, Pleuronectiformes, Soleidae. The record is from RefSeq and is a predicted model, not a curated record. Gene Ontology annotation, cellular component: plasma membrane. Gene Ontology annotation, molecular function: TIR domain binding; Toll-like receptor binding.